This is a messenger RNA of Coffea eugenioides, 3456 nucleotides long. Its product is annotated as putative pentatricopeptide repeat-containing protein At2g02150. Gene Ontology annotation, molecular function: protein binding. The transcript has 6 exons. Bases 61 to 2388 code for a protein of 775 amino acids. The record is from RefSeq and is a predicted model, not a curated record. NCBI's taxonomy places the organism in Eukaryota, Viridiplantae, Streptophyta, Magnoliopsida, Gentianales, Rubiaceae.
GGGAAGAAAGAAAACGUAUGCAGAAAUGAAAGCUGCUGGUUUAAUAUCUCAACGGAAGCAAUGACUGAAGAUGUUUUGAUUUGCUUUAUUGGUGUAGCCAUGUUAAUUAUUGUCCGCAGCCUUUUGGGCAGCAUCAAAUUCAUCAGAAAAGCUCAUUCUUACCCAGUAAGAUUGCACUCUGCCCCGCAUUUGAUUCCUUCAUCUUGUGCUUUUUCACGGGAAUUCAUGAUGUUGGUCACCAGUUUUUAUUGCUUUUUUCAAAGCCCAUAUUCCUCAGAAGCUGCUGGUUCUAGUGGUAGAUUAAAUGAUAAAGGAUUUGACAAGGAAAUGAUAAGGAAAAUUGUGAAUGAAGGUAGAUGGGAUGAUUUUAGGAUAUUGGAAUUGCUUAAAUCUGCUUUAGCUCCCAUUUGGGUUUCCAGAAUCUUGGUUGAGUUGAAGCAAGAACCUACAUUGGCUCUGAAGUUGUUCCACUGGGCAAAAACCCAGGAUAAAUUUUGUCAUACUACAGAAAAUUAUUGUAUAAUUGCCCACAUUUUGUUCUGUUCUAAGUUUUAUUCUGAAGCCAAUUAUGUUCUUAAAGAAUUGGUUAGUUUAAAUAAUGGCAACAAGGUGUCCCCUUGUUGCAGUAUAGUUGAUGUUUUGUGGGCGACAAGGAAUAUUUGCUUUCCCGGUUAUGGAGUUUUUGACGCAUUGUUUAGUGUUUUUGUUGAGUUAGGCUUGCUUGAGGAAGCAAGCGAAUGCUUUUUGAGGAUGAGAGGGUAUAGAGUUCUUCCAAAGCUACGGUCUUGUAAUCAUCUUUUGCAUAGGCUUUCUAAGAAGGAUGAUGCAAUCAUGGCGAAUAAGUUUUUUGGAGAUGUAAUUGACGCUGGGAUUGUUUUGUCGGUAUAUACGUACAAUAUUAUGAUUGAUAUUUUCUGUAAAGAAGGGGACUUGGAAACAGCACAAAGGUUGUUUGCACGGAUGAAACAGAUGGGUGUUAGUCCAGAUACUAUUACUUACAAUACUCUUUUAGAUGGAUAUGGAAAAUUUGGCCAUUUGGAGGAUGUGUUUGGUUUAUAUGAAGAAAUGAAAGAUGCUGGGUGUCCCCCUGAUGUGAUUACAUAUAAUACAUUGAUUAAUUGUUCUUGUAAAUCAGAGAAAAUGCCAAAAGCAUUUGAUUUUCUCCGUCAGAUGAAGGACAGUGGUUUAAAACCUGAUACGGUAACUUAUAGCACAUUUGUUGAUGCUUUUUGCAAAGAAGGACUAUUGCAACAGGCUCUCAAGUUUUAUCUGGACAUGUGGAGAGUUGGUCUUACUCCUAAUGAAUUUACAUAUACUUCUUUAAUUGAUGCAAAUUGUAAAGCAGGUAAAUUGGAUGAUGCUUUAAAACUACUCAAAGAGAUGUUGGAAAUGGGAUGCAAGUUGAACAUUGUUACUUACACCGUAUUGGUAGACGGCCUUUGUGAAGAAGGGAAGAUGAAGGAAGCAGAGGAAGUUUUCAUUGCAAUGGAGAAAGAUGGGAUAAUCCCAAAUGAGAAGAUAUAUACAGCUCUUAUUCAUGGGUAUAUAAAAGCUAACAGGAUAGAACAUGCUAUGGAAGUUCUGAAUCAAAUGAAAGAAAACCAAAUUGAACAUGACUUAUUCCUCUAUGCAACUAUUGUCUGGGGUGUAUGCAGUCAAGGGAAUUUGGAUGAAGCCAAGCGUCUACUUAAUGAAAUGAAGGGCCAUGGUGUCAAAGUGAAUCAUGUGAUAUACACUACACUUGUUGAUGCAUAUUUUAAGGCAGGAAAAUCUGCUGAGGCAUGCAGUUUACUUGAUAAAAUGAAGGGAAAAGGAAUUUCCCCAACAAUUGUGACCUACAGUGUGUUAAUUGAUGGUUAUUGCAGAUUGGGAUCUAUACAAGAGGCAGUUGAUUGUUUUAGUAGAAUGCAGCAGAUUGGUUUGCAACCUAAUGUUGUAGUUUACACAGCACUUAUUGAUGGCCUGUGCAAAAGUAAACGUAUUGAGGAUGCUAAAAGUUUGUUUGAUGAAAUGAUUGACAAGGGUAUAUUUCCAGAUAAAAUUGCUUAUACGGCUUUGAUGGAUGGAAAUUUGAAAAGUGGAAAGGUUGAGGAUGCCUUGGAAUUGCGGAACAGAAUGGUUGAAACUGGCUUGAAGCUUGAUCUUCAUGCCUACACUACUUUGAUAUCAGGACUCUCAAGAUGUGGUGACAUACAACGAGCAAGGAAUUUGUUUGACGAGAUGAUUGAAAAUGGUGUCCUUCCUGACGUGAUCAUAUAUGGUUGCCUUAUCAGGAAAUAUCACGAGCUUGGUGACGUUAAUGAAGCUCUUUUCUUGCAGAAUGAGAUGACUAGAAGAGGUCUUUUCCCAGUCAGAGGUCAAUAUGCUGUUCAAAAUGUACAAACCUGAAAAACCAGAAGGCGCUUGUUGAUGAAAAAAGUUAAACCAUCUCACCUGGUGAAAGAGUAAAGCAAUAAGAUUAUCUCGUUUCGUCGUCAACCUUUUUCAUCUUCCAAAAUGAGGUGAUAAAAUACCAAAAGCUGGGGAUAUGAUUCAAUAUUCAAAAUAUGGACACUGUAUUCUUUGCAGCAAAUAAAAACCCAAAGAAGCAACUAUUCCAAUUUUUAUACCAUAGAGUAGCAAAAGUAGAUUUGGGGGUAUCUUCUGUGGUUAGUCAAUGAAGAUGCUGCAGAGUUGGAUCUGAAAGUGAAAAGGUUGAGAUUGGCUUGGAGAACUUUCUUAUCAAGUCAAUUAAAUCUGCAACUAAAUUACGCAAUUAGAAGAAUUCUCCUGAUAAAAGGUGGAUGCUUUCAUUAACCAAUAAGUGUGAAUCUGAAGAAAGCCGCGAUGUAUGCAGUCAAUGUAUCAAAUUCGUGUGGAGUGUACUAUAAAGCAGGUUUCAGCUUGUAAUGUGAUGAUUUGGAAGCACCAGCUUGAUGACUGGAGGUAUUGGAUGACAGUGAGAACAUUUUCAGCUGCUAUUUUGAGUGUAUACAUCUGAUACCCCACUGGGCAGAGGUGCUGUUGUUAUUGGGUGCUUCCAGUAAGCAGUACAGAGAUGAGUAGUAAUGUGAUUUUGAGAGGUUUUCCAUCGUGUAAGAUCCUGAAGACCAUCCCUUGAAGCGAAAGAAGAAAACUUAUGGACUUCUAAUUCUUGGAGGUGCUUUCAGAACAACUGAGAUGAUAAUGUUACAGAACAUUUUUCUCAUUCUUUGCUCAGAUUAACCUUCGCUUGUAAACAACCAAAAAUUAAAAAAAGACCUGCACCUGUAACUUAGCCAAAUAGAUGGUUGGCUAAGGUCAUAACAACUUGCAGAUUUGCAACAGACUUGAUGAACUGCAAAUUCUUCUGCAUUACAUAUCCAGAAAACCUUUACGAUAUGUGACAUACCUGAUUACACGUUUGUAACACACUUAAACUGCAUUUUUUUCUGCAAUUUCCAGUCAUCAAUGGCAAGGCAUUACCAUUAAUAUCAA